AAUAGGUAGUUUAUUAAAAAAUAUGCGGCCCUCCUUCGCUUGUCUAUGGAAUUUUAUUUGAAGUCGGAAAAAUGGCUGCUGUUAAUCUUGCUCGUACUGUUUUUAAUGGAUUACUACGAAAAUCCACCACAUAUAAAGCACCGGUCGUUUGCCGACUCUCUUCUGUCGCUCUAAAACAAAAAUAUAGUACAAUAAAGUGCUCCGUUCAGAUAUAUAAUUCAAACCACUUUAAAACUGGGGUGCAAUGUCAGCGAAUACAACAGUACUCUGGUGCCCAGUCUAAACUCUCUCCGCAGCAAAUUGAGGAACGAGUGUUGAAAGUGUGCAGGGCAUACGACAAACUGAGUACUAUUCAGUUGUCUGUAGAUUCCCAUUUCAUGACUGAUCUUGGUCUUGAUUCUCUUGACCAUGUGGAAGUCAUUAUGGCUAUGGAGGAUGAAUUCGGUUUUGAAAUUCCUGAUGCAGAUGCAGAGAGACUGGUUAGACCAAAGGACAUAAUCCAAUAUAUUGCUGAUAAGGAGGAUGUUUUUGAAUAAAUGCAAAAUCAUUGCUGUUUGUCUCAAGAGUUUAGACCAAUUAUUAAUGGUUUCAUCACAUAACAAAUACUAUAAGGUCAUAAACAAAAAUUUAAGUGUUAUUUAUUAAAAAAAAAAAGUUGGUCUAAGACAUUUUGGGAUACAGCUUAGUGUCUAGUUCUGAUUUAUUUUACAUAUUAUUCAAAUAAGAAUGAACUGUGUAAAACUGAUAGUGAAUCAUCUGUGGAGAUGUAUAAAGUGUAAAUUGUUUUUAUUGAUUACAAGCCUGUUAGAGUAGA
Galleria mellonella (greater wax moth) is the source of this 814-nucleotide messenger RNA. RefSeq names its product acyl carrier protein, mitochondrial (gene ND-ACP). The record is from RefSeq and is a predicted model, not a curated record. Gene Ontology annotation, cellular component: mitochondrion. The transcript is spliced from 3 exons. Gene Ontology annotation, molecular function: acyl binding; acyl carrier activity. The coding region runs from base 72 to 536 and encodes 154 amino acids. Gene Ontology annotation, biological process: fatty acid biosynthetic process. NCBI's taxonomy places the organism in Eukaryota, Metazoa, Arthropoda, Insecta, Lepidoptera, Pyralidae.